GUGCAUUGCGUCUUACUCCUUUGUUCCAUCAACUUCUUCUUCUGUUCCCAUGGCGUACUUCCGCUGUCGCCCGUUGACAACGAGUAACCCCAGCGUGGGCGAGAAGGGGAUGGUGUGCGUGACUGGGGCCGCCGGAUUCGUAGGGUCAUGGCUCAUUAUGAGGCUCCUUGAGCACGGCUACACUGUGAAAGCGACUGUUCGCGAUCCGAACAACUUGAGGAAGGUGAAACAUCUGCUGGAUCUUCCAAAGGCUAGCACCGAUCUUACGCUGUGGAAGGCUGACCUCGUUGACCAAGGAAGCUUCGAUGAUGCCGUGCGAGGGUGCGUGGGUGUCUUCCAUGUCGCCACUCCAAUGGAUUUCCAGUGCUCCGACCCCGAGAACGAAGUAAUAAAGCCAGCGAUAGAUGGGAUGAUGAACGUCCUCAAGUCCUGCGCAAAGGCAGGCACAGUGAGGAGGGUGGUGUUCACGUCGUCUGCUGGAACCACCUGCGUUCAUGCUCGUCGCAAGGAGGAGUACGACGAGAACUCAUGGAGCGAUGUCGAGUUCUGCAGGGCUAAGAAGAUGACUGGUUGGAUGUACUUCGUCUCAAAGACGCUGGCGGAGAAGGCAGCAUGGGAAUUUGCCGAGAAGAACCAUUUGGAUUUCAUAAGCAUCAUACCGACCUUAGUCAACGGACCAUUCAUCAUUCCCACCAUGCCUCCCAGCAUGCUCUCUGCUCUGGCUUUGGUAACAGGGAACACACCACAUUACUCGAUCUUGAACCCAGUCCAGUUUGUGCACUUGGAUGAUCUUUGCAUGGCUCACAUAUUCUUGUUCGAGCAUCCGGAAGCGAAGGGGAGAUACGUUUGCUCUUCUCACGACAUCACCAUCUCCGAUCUGGCGAAGAUGCUAACGGAGAGGUACCCUGAGUAUGACAUCCCCACCGAGUUUGAAGGGAUCGAUGAGGUAUCGGACGUGAUCAAGUUCUCCUCAAAGAAGCUUACUGACUUGGGCUUUACGUUCAAGUACAGCAUGGAGGACAUGUUCGACGGAGCAAUAGAGUCGUGCAGGGAGAAGGGAUUGCUGCCGCUGACAACCAAGAAAGAGCAGGUCGAUGGCCACAACUAGAUUUUACCAAGGGAAUAACACGUCAGAUGAUCUGUGUUGGAGAACUUCUAUCUUCUGUUCAUCUUUAUUUGGGUCAUGUAUCUCAGAGCAAUAUAGUCUCUUUGCAUCUUCUAUCCAGUUAAUAAACCGAAUCGAUGGCUUUACUAAAGGUGAUAUACGAUGACAAACAAAAAGAAGGUCA
Musa acuminata subsp. malaccensis (wild Malaysian banana) is the source of this 1289-nucleotide messenger RNA. Its product is annotated as dihydroflavonol 4-reductase. The record is from RefSeq and is a predicted model, not a curated record. Gene Ontology annotation, molecular function: oxidoreductase activity, acting on the CH-OH group of donors, NAD or NADP as acceptor. NCBI's taxonomy places the organism in Eukaryota, Viridiplantae, Streptophyta, Magnoliopsida, Zingiberales, Musaceae.